AUGCGAUUGCAUAUUUCAGAAAUGACAUUCUUUCAAGAUAAGAGAGCUGAGAUAUUGAAAGAAACUGCUGCAGAAAAGCAGCGUGGAAGAGCUUGGGAAACGAAGCUACGUCAAGCUGCUUCUGAAGCACGAGAGCUGCGGAAAGCCUUAGAUGAAGAGGAGUUGAUAUGCAAAGAGCGCAUGGACGCCCUAGAGAAACGGCAGCGUGAUUCAGAGGGGUCAGGUCUCCAAGCUGCCAUUGCAUCCAUCGCAUCCAUCGCCAGGGCGUCAGUCUCAAUGUCGCAAUCGUCGCAAUCAGUGCGUGAAAGUGCACUGAAGCUUGGACAUCUUGGAUCAUCUGCCUGCUCUCGGCAAGAAAAGCUGAAGCAAGAGUUGCACACUGCGGAGGAUUUGCGCUUUGAGAUCUCCAGCCAAGUCUCAGAAAUGAGGGCAGAACUGGAGAGACUACAUCGAGCAAGUGAUGUCGAAGGAGGAGUUUCAGACCUGAUCGUUCAGCCAGCGGCAGCUCAAUUGCGGCAGUGGAAAUUACAGCAGGAACGUAAAGCAUCACUACGACUCCAGGGGAUGGUAAAACGGUUCGGCGCGAAGGCUGGAGGCUCUGCAAGCUCGUUGGCAGUGUCCGAAUCUGAGAGCGAGGGCAACGACGAUGGAGGCGCUCUGCCAAGCCGAGAACCAGGAGAGCUAGGAGAGCGGGAGCCAGGAGAUGCAGGCUUGUCAGGCCGGAUUGAGUCGACCCAAGCCUUCCUCAGAAUGAAAGCUGAAGAGACACGCUCUGCAAUCCGACGCGGGGAGAUUCAUGCUGCAAAGCUGGCAGCUUCAUCCCGGUAG
Messenger RNA from Cladocopium goreaui, 828 nucleotides. The record is from the annotation of a GenBank genome assembly. NCBI's taxonomy places the organism in Eukaryota, Dinophyceae, Suessiales, Symbiodiniaceae.